Messenger RNA from Musca domestica (house fly), 8099 nucleotides. RefSeq names its product transforming acidic coiled-coil-containing protein 1 (gene tacc). Bases 586 to 4605 code for a protein of 1339 amino acids. NCBI's taxonomy places the organism in Eukaryota, Metazoa, Arthropoda, Insecta, Diptera, Muscidae. Gene Ontology annotation, biological process: cerebral cortex development; mitotic spindle organization; cell population proliferation. The transcript has 12 exons. Gene Ontology annotation, cellular component: cytoplasm. The record is from RefSeq and is a predicted model, not a curated record.
AAAAAUUCUCAAAAUAUUGAAAAUCGAAAAUCCGAUGCUCCAUCUAGUAACACUGAAGAAAAAGAAGUUCUAGAUGUAACUGAAGAAGUUGAAGCUAAAGCUGCUGUAGGCAUUUCUCAAAUACCUUCAAAUGUAAAGAUUAUUGAACGAGAGUUACCAAAUUCCCAAGAAGCCUCUUCAGAAAAACAGGAGGACAUAAUAAAUUCACCUGGUGCAGGAGAACAAGAAAUUCCCCAGCAGCUAAAAUUGGAAGAUAUUUCGGCUAUAAAUAACCAAGAAUCUUGUCAGAAUCUGAACAGUCCUCAUCAACAAUCUCAAAUUCAAGAAAACAUUAACAAGCAAAAGGAAAAUGAGGCACAAGGAAAUAUUCUCACCCAAAAUACUUUGGAAGAAUCUCAAACAGAAGUAAAGUCCAAUGACAAAGAGAAGAAAGCAGAGGAAAUUCCCUUAAAUCUUCAGGAUAAUUCAAAAGGAUCAUCUGAGCCUAACCGCGGUUCACAAGAAAAUCAAUCUGAAAACAAUUCAAAUGCCGAACCACAGGAACUUCAACAAACCAAUAAAGAUCUUCCAAACAGUUGCGAUGAAAUGCCGAAACCACAAAUAGAGAUAUCCUACUAUGAACAUCAAGAAGCCACUGAACGUCCCAUAACAUCCCUAACCUCUUCGUUGAAUGGCAAUAUUACCGAUUUCAUUGGAGUUCCCGAGGAAAUACUAAAAGAAUUCGACGAAGAAUAUUUGCCACCACCACCGCCGCCAUUACUUCUGCCACCCGAUGAUGAUAGCAGUAUGCAAUCGCAGACUCCUUCACCACCACCACCUCCCCCAGUGCUCACCUCAUCAAUGACGGCGUCACAGACCAUUGAUGAACUUUUAUCGGAAAUUACAGAUAAUCUCACAUUGGCCGGUAUUAAUGAUGAAGUUUUGGCCAUUGCAUCGCCUCCUCAAAAAUCUGAGCACAGCCCCCUAUCCUCAAAGAACUCAUUGAACAACUCUAAAACCACACCAAAAACUCCCACCAACAAUGGAGCCCCACAACAAACGACAGCUGCUGGUCCAGCUGCUACAUCGCCUGCCGUCUUUGAGGCCAAUUCAACUUUGCAUAAAUUUCAUGUCGAUCCAGAUUUGGCAACUGGUCUCUUUGAUGACCACCAACAACAGACAGCCGCAAUGGAAUCGCAAAAUACAUCGGGCGUUGCUGCUAAUAAAUCAUCAAAUAAGUUUGUGGGUCUAACGGAAUUCGAUGAGGCAAAAAUACCAGAAUUACCAGGAGAUUUAAAUCCUAAUAUUGAAGAUCAAUACAAUGUAACAUUCGAAGAAUGUUUUAUACCAACAUUGACAGCUAGUCUGAAAGCAAAAGAAUUACAAACAAAAAAGGUACGCCUUUCAUUGCCAAAUGAAGGGGAUAACACUUCCAUGUCAUCGGCAAAUGAGACAUUUGCCGAUUGUCAGGAUGGAAAUGGCGUAGAAGAUAGAGAUCCCUUGGCCACAACAUUCGCUGAACAGCCUGCAUUGAAUACCACAGUGGAAGUUGGAGAUGGUGAAUGUUAUGAAAGUGCCUUGCUGGAUGAUGGUGAUGCAGAUGCAACAAUGGAUGUAGGAGGUUAUCAAACACAUGCUAUCGAAGAAGCUAUUGCCUCACAUCCACAACAAGAAAUUCCUGCCUCACUUGACUAUGAGGAGGAACCCAUGGAUGUGGAUAUGAAUGCCACCAUGGAAAUGAUACAAAAUUCCGCCCAAAAUAUUGAAAACGUGGAAAAGGCCAUACAACAUGCCGAGAAUAUAUUGCAAAACCUGGAGGGACCAACCCAGCCAAUUGCAAGCAAAAUGGAAGCUAAAGCGGAGAACAAGGAGGAGGAGGUAGAAAUAAAAAUAAUUGGUUCCAUUGCCAAGCCAACGGAAUCUUCAAAAAUGACCUUUGUCAUAAAUCCAGCCAAUAUUCCAAACAAACCAAAAGACGUCGUCCAACAUUUGGAAAUGGAGAAAUCCAAUCAUGAUAUUUCUUUGAAUAAAAGUAUUGAACUACCUUUGAAUAAAUCCAAAACAUUGAGUUCCGAAUGUGUUAUAUCAACAGUCAACAAUGAAAGUGGUGCGACAGUGGAGGCUGGAGAAAAAGAAAAUCUUGAUACUACCAAAGAAUCGACAGCAUCUAAUUCCAUGGAUCAAAAGAAUUUGACCAUUAAUGUUAUGAACACCAGCAACUCCAGUAGUGUCUCAUGCAAAAGUCCAACAUCCAAAUUAAAUGUAACUACAUCUCUAAGUACUUCUACGGGCAGCCUUAAAUCCUCGGCCCCCAAUUCGCCAUCGUUUCCCAUUAAAAAAACGACAAGUGACAGCUCCUUCCCCCAGUCUCCAAAAUUAAAAAUAGAUUCUCCAAAACCAACGUUUUUGGAGAAGUCUGACUACACAGCAAACCUGGAAAGUAAGGCCUGUGAAGAUGCUAGUGGAAAUGGUGAUAUGAAUGGAACAUUUGUGCACCCAGCACCACCAGGGAAGAAUACAAAUCGUCGUACUUUUGGUGUGGAUCAGGCUAGUGUUCUGCCCGUUCGUGAAGAGAAUAAGCGUCUCACAUUUAAUAUGGAUGAAUCUUCUAAUAAUGUGCCGGCAGAAAACAAACGUUUAACCUUCAAUGUACAAGGCGAGGAAGUUCCACCACAAUUGGGUACUACAUUCCCUACAAAAGAAAAAUCGGAAAAUACUAGACGUACUUUUUGUCUUAAUGAUGUUUCAGAACAAUCCAACAAAACGGAGGAGGCAAAGACAAGGCGCACAUUUAAUAUAUCCAGUGAAGAGCCAACACCAAUGGACACAAGUUAUGCACCCAUGGAUGUUGAUGAUAAUUUGCCCCAAAAUGCCACAAUGGCAAUUGAGGCGAGAUCCAACUCUCCAGCUUUGGAUGUCACCAAAGCGAUGACAUCUGCAUUCAAUGAAACUCGAUCACAAUCACCUUCCCUGCCUACAUUACAAGCUCGUGCUUUGCAAAAUCAAGCCCUGGCCAAUUCACCGCCCUUGCCUACUAUGCAAAAAAUAUCCAAUUCUCCACCCCUACCCACAAUGCAAAAUCGUUCACAAUCACCACCAUUACCCGCUGCUAGUAUGAAGAACAAGUUCAUUGCUAAUCAAAGUUCCGAAUCCCUAAAUUUCAUACAAAAGCGUCCAUCCAUUCACGCAGAAGUACUCUCCGAAAAGGAACAAUCCAACAUCAAAAUGAAAGAUGAAAAAGAUAUUUAUUAUGAAAAGUCAACACCUUCUCCCAUGGAAGAAGUGUUCACCGCUGUCUCGGCUACCUCUACAACUUUGACCAACACAUCGGGUUUCUCGGCCUUCGAUCAAAGCUCACCCACAACAUCAGCCCAAAAUAAAAGUUUGGGUCAACAGAUACCCGAUGAUGAGUUCCAAGGCAAUAGUAAUCUUAUUCUGAAUCCAUCCGAUUUCGAUUAUCUGCUAACCAAGGGCAAUAACAAUACACCAGUGGAUCGCAGUUCGUUGCUAUUGAAAUUUGAUCCAUUACUCGGCUGCCCUGUGCCGGUCAAUCAAGGACAACAAACGCAACAGCAGCAGCAACAACUGCACCUACAAAUACCCACUAAUCUCAAUAAUAAUCCUUGUCUAAGUCCAACCAUAGAAGAGGACGAGCUUAACGAAAGUACAAAUCGUUCAUUUGUUGUAGAUAACGCCAGGACAUCGCUAGGUAGCAGUGGUGGUGUUGGUGGUUUCGGUCGGUCAUCGGUAACAGGACCUGCAUUAUCCUCAAGUGCCAAAUUGCUAAAGGAACGGUCACAAGAAGUCAAACAACAGUUGUUACUACAACAACAACAACAGAAUAAACGUCAAUUACCCCAACCUGGAACAAAGAAUGCCACAAUGAGUGUCGAUGUGAUUAAGGAUAUGAGUUUAGAUAAUAACGAUUGCAAUAAAACCUUUGAAAAUUCCAAUUCCACACAACCCGAUGAUAAACAGAUCAACUAUAAAAUGGAUGAACUUGAAAAGAAAGUCAAAAAUGAAGUUCUCAAAACUGAGGAUAUUGAAAAGAAACUGAGAGAAGCUGAACAAAGGGAAGAAGCUUUAAUAAAACGUAUCACAGAAAAAGACAAAACUGUGGCGAAAAUGACUGGGGUAAUUGAAGCAUAUGAAAAAGCCAUAGCUGAAUUAAUUGCCGAAAAGGAACAGUUAAUACAGAAUUAUGAAAAACAAUUGGCCGAAGUAAAGGCCGAUCGUGAUUCAAAUUAUCAUCAUUUAACAUCACUGGAAACCACAUUUUCCGAUUUGCAUGUAAAAUAUGAAAAGAGCAAAGAAAUGACCUGCCAAUUAAAAGGAAAUGAAGAAAACUUAAUAGCAGAAAAUCGUAAAAAUGCCGAAAAUCUGCGAUUACAGGAGCAACGAUAUGAUAAAAUGAAAAAUCAUGCAAUGCAACAAUUGGAAAUAGCCAAUAAAAAACUAGAAGCUCUGGCACGAGAGCAUCAAUUGGAGACAACAAAACUGAAAGCCUUACUUAAAAAAGAAGAGAUUGCGCGAUCAUCUAUGAGCGAGCAACUGGCCCAAAAAUCUAAAGAAAAUGCAGAGCUUGUUAAGAUAUGUGAUGAAUUAAUAUCGGGCCAAGGAAGUUAAAGAGAAUCACGAGGAUUCGAUUUCAAUUUCUAGCAGAAUUGAAAUCUAGUCCGCAAUGAGAGAUGAUAUUUUUUACAUUAUAAUAAUAAUAAUACUAAUUAAUUUAUUUAAUGUUUUCUAAUUUGUAUUUUAGUUGCCUAAGCGAUGAUUUAACUAAAAAAAAAAAACAAACAACAACAAAACAAACAAAAAAACGAAUAAUAAGAAAUCUAAACUAAAGCGCACAUAGAACUUUUUAUUGUUUUUUUAUUAUUAUUUUGUAUGGAUAGAGUUUCUGGUUGUUGUUUUUUUUUCUCCCUUUCACACACUAUCCUUGAAAAAAGAACGUAAAAGGCGCUUUAAAACAGAAAUAAACAAAAACCUAUACUUUGUUUAGUUGGCAAAAAACAAUGAAAACUCUCAACUCAUUAAAUAUAAAGUUAUUUUAUAAGUAACACAAAAAAUACUAUAAAAAUGAAAAUAUAAAAAAAUACUACCAAAACAAACAUCAUCAUUUACUCAAGAGAACUUUGGAGUUUACUCGAAAACAAUCAACAAACAAUUCUUAUUUUUAGCAUGUCUAUUAUUAAUCUCAAUCUUUUGUUAAGCUAGUCUCGGCGAUUUUUAUUGUGUACUUUUGUUUCUUCUGUCUUUUUUAAUUCAUCCUCUCAUAAAGUUGAUACUCAACAACCUUAGCUACUGAUUUUUAUUUUAUAAACAAUUUAACAUUUAAAUUUGUUUUUUAACAUUCUAUUUUAGUUUUUGUUUAGCAUUUAUGUGUAUUGUUUUUUAUUUCCAUUGCAAUACAGACAGCCAAUAAUUUUUAAAAUACUAAAUGAAAAGUUUAAAAAAAGAAUCAAUAAUAAAAAAAAUACAUUGAUCUAAUACAUUCAAUGAAUAUUUUGGAAUUUCUAUUUUCAUAGGAAAAUAUCUUAGGUCAUGAUGAACUCAACCUGUACAGGGUGAGAUAAAAAUAAAACUGCAACAAAGUCAAACGCCAAAAUGUUUACAUAUAUAUUUUUUUAAUUUUAUUGAAUGAAAGCAAAAAAUAUCGGAAAUAGCAUCAAAUUUUUGAAUUUGUUUAGAUUUAUUCGAAUUGAUCACCUUUGCCACGAAUUAUGGACUUCAUGCAUGCGGCCAAUGCAGCCGUCAUACGCUGACCGAAUGUUGCUCUGCUGUAUUUUGGCCCAUUCCCGGCGAAUCGCUUGCUUGAGGUGAUCGACACUUUUGUAUUUUUUAGUGCCAACCUUGCUUUCCAAAAUACUACAAACACAACAGUCCAACGGAUUGGUAUCCGGAAAUUUUGGUGGUGCGCUGGAAAUGAAGCGAGGAACCUGAUUCUGUAACCAUUCUUGGUUGGCGGGUGCUGAGUCCUGUUGGAAUGUCCAAGUUCUGCGGCCAAAAUGUUUGUGUGCCCAAGGCUUUAAUACAUCCUCCAGAAUAUUUUCGCGAUAAUAUUCGGCAUUUAUUUUGAUGCCACGGUCGAUUAAUACGAGUUGGUUGCAGUUUUUUUCAUCUCACCCUGUAUGUCUUAUCUUAACCCAGACUCAGAAGUCUGUUUUAGCCAUUAACGCAAAAAUGUAAAGACAAUAUACCUAAAUAGAGGUAAAAUGGUUAAUAUCUUGGGAUAUUAAGACCAGAGUUGUCUGAAAAUAUCAGUUUUUUCCGAUACAUAAAUGACAUUAAUAGGUUUUUAAUGUUCAAUCAAUCUUGUAAAAUAUGAUCAAGUUGUAUUCUGUCUCAUACGUACUUGUGCAACACCUAUGAAUUUGAAAAGAACAUACGUAGGCACGAGUUAGAGAGAUAUGCUAUCCUAAAUUUGGUGUCUUGAGUUCUCAACCCAAAAUCUGGAGUUCUUAUAAUUUCUAUGUUUCUUUAUCCACACAUGUCAUUUCAAAAAUGUUUAUAGAUUGCAUUUCGAUGUUCUGUUCCCAAAGAAAUACAAAUAAUUUGAAUUGAGAAUAGUGUUGGCCUUUACUUGGGAUACCGAAUUUGUUUUGUUAUUUCCGCAUAAUUUAAAAUCUUCAUUUAUUUUGCAAAAAGAAAUUGAAUAUAAUUGCAUUUCCAAAUCAAAUUGUUUUCAAAUUUAAUAAAUGUGUAAUUUUCAUAAUUUGACCUACAAAUUAUUCGAAUACGUUCUCUACAAUUUACUUUCUUUUGUAGUCCCACGGUAUGUGCGAUUUUGUAAAACCCACACCAAUUAAAUGCACGCCACUUAAGGGUCACCGGGUGGCAAUUUCUACAUGCAAUUCUAUUAAAUGGAAUUUCACUUUCAUUUCAAUAAUUUGAGCAACGAAUUAAAUGAAAGUAUGAGUAAUUCCUUCCCCACAAAGAAAUAUGGCAAUUUCAACAAUUUUUUCGGAAUAAAAAAGUUAGUUGAUGUUGUUAUGUAGAACAUACGGAUUAUUAUUUUUAAAAGUUCUUUAGAAAAACGCGAAAAAGAUUUGGAAAAUAAUAUCGAAAUAAGAGGUAAUUGCUGACGAAAAUCAUUUCACCAAUUUGCAGUAUACAUGGCCCUGUUUCCAAAAUUACUUUUUUUAAAUGAAUACACAUUAAUGUUGUUUUGGCAUACCUUUGCAUUGGAUUUUAUUUCUGUUUUUUAAUUUAUUUUGGCUUUUGCAAGAAGAGUAUAAUAAAGAAAAAAACAUCUCCUUUUGAACGACGCAUUGUUAAAAUUGAAGAAAUUAAAAAAAAAACAUCUAUUUUUUAAACCACUAUAAAUCAUCAUUAAAACCAACUCAUCCUUCAUUUGAAAAAAAAAAAACAACUAAACGGGAAAAGGAAACAAAUCCUAUUUAAAUUUCCUAUGUAUAUCCUAUUUGUAUGUAUAAUUUAAUAUUUAUGCCUAUUUGUAGAGGAACCAAUUAUCAACCUAUAACAAAACAAAAACAAAUUAUAAUGACUGCUUCUGGAAACAAUAGUUUUAUGGCAAAAUGGAAGCUUUAAAACUAUGGAAAAAAAUAACAAAAAAAUAUAUAUAUACAUUUAAGUUAACUGCUUGUUUUGUAUUUGUAAUAUAUAAAUGAAAAAUCUAUGACUAUAUAUUAGUUGGAUUUUAAGUUACAAUAAUUGUUAAAUGCAUAACAAACCUACACACAGACACAUACUUCAACAUUAUUAACACUUGAAACCAAUAAAACCAAUGUAAUUUAGUAUUAAUAUUAUUUAAUAAAUUCUUAAAAUAUAUACACGUAUAUUAAAACUUUGCACAACUUGAGCUGUUUCAGAAUUUAAAGAGAAACGUUCGAGAUGUGCACACCUCCUCCCUCAUAUGAUGAAGAAAAUAAUAAUAAUAACAACAACAACAAAAACACAGCAUCGGUAUAGUUUUAUAUAGACGAGAUUUAGUUUUAAAUAAAUCCAAUGAGUUGAUAAGAAGAAGACAAAGAUGAACUAAAUAAUAAAAAGUUGCAAAAGAAAAUCAUUACUCCAGAAAAAAAGAGACACUUUAUUGAACAAAAAAAAAGAAAAGAAAUACUAAAUAUAAUAAAUAUUAAUACAUUAUAUACUAAAAA